Molecule: messenger RNA, 1533 nt
Organism: Purpureocillium lilacinum
Lineage: Eukaryota; Fungi; Ascomycota; Sordariomycetes; Hypocreales; Ophiocordycipitaceae
Biological process (GO): transmembrane transport
Molecular function (GO): transmembrane transporter activity
Source: RefSeq, a predicted model, not a curated record
AUGUCGACGGGGCAGGUUGAGCAGGCCGACGACCUCGCCAAGGGCACCUUGGCGACGGCCAAGCAGUCCCUGCGCGACCUCUUCAUCUGGAAGAAGCGCGUCGUCGUGUCCAACGAAUAUGGCGAGACGCGCUGCGAGUGGCACGAGGCCGACCGCUUCGUCAACCCCAUCAGCCUCAUGGCGCAGCUAUCGGCGCGCGACUGGGUCUUCUUCCUCGUCGGCUUCGUCUCCUGGACCGCCGAUGCCUUCGACUUCCACGCCCUCUCCAUCCAGACCGUGAAGCUGUCCAAGUACUACUCGCGCUCCAAGACGGACAUCAGCACCGCCAUCACCCUUACGCUGCUGCUGCGGUCCGUCGGCGCCGCCGUCUUUGGCCUCGCGGGCGACAAAUGGGGCCGCAAGUGGCCCAUGGUCGCCAACAUGAUUAUCCUGGGCUUGCUGCAGAUUGCCACCAUCUACAGCUCCACCUUCUCCCAGUUCCUCGCCGUGCGCAGCCUCUUUGGGCUCUUUAUGGGUGGCGUGUACGGCAACGCCAUUGCCAUGGCUCUGGAGCAGUGCCCGGCUAAUGCGCGUGGCCUCAUGUCCGGUAUCCUGCAGCAGGGCUACUCAUUCGGCUACGUCUUGGCUGCGUGCGCCAACCUUGGCGUGGGCGGUAGCGUCGACUCGUGGAAGACGGUCUUUUGGAUCGGCGCCGGCAUCUCCAUCGCGGUCGGCCUCGUGCGCAUCCCGUUCCCCGAGUCGAAGCAGUUCCUCGAGGCGAAGAAGGCGGGCAAAAAGGCCACCUCCCCGGGGGCCUUCUGGCGCGAGACCAAGAAGAUGCUCGCGCAGGAGUGGAAGAUGUGCGUCUACUGCGUCAUCCUCAUGACGUGGUUCAACUACUACUCGCACACGUCGCAGGACUCGUACACGACGUUUAUGCUCACGCAGAAGGAGCUGGACAAUGCGGGCGCGUCGCGGGCGUCCAUUCUCAUGAAGGCGGGCGCCUGCGUCGGCGGCUGCAUCAUCGGCUACCUCAGCCAGUUCGUCGGGCGGCGGCGCGCCAUCAUCGUGUCGGCGCUGACGUCGGCGAUCCUCAUCCCCGCGUGGAUCCUGCCCGAGGGCGAGCGCGCGCUCAGCGCGACGGGCUUCUUCAUGCAGUUCUUCGUGCAGGGCGCGUGGGGCGUCAUCCCCAUCCACCUCAACGAGCUGUCGCCCGUGGCGUACCGCUCCACGUUCCCCGGCGUGACGUACCAGGUCGGCAACAUGAUCUCGUCGCCGUCGGCGCAGAUCGUCAACGCCAUCGCCGAGAAGACGUUUGUCACGGCCAAGAAGACGGGCGACAGGGUCGAGGCCUACGGGCCGACCAUGGGCAUCGCCACCGUCAUCAUCGCGCUCGGCAUCAUCGUCACCACCAUGUUUGGGCCCGAGCGGCGUGGCCGCGACUUUGAGCACAAGGUCGCCGGCGUGGACAGCGAUGUGUCGAGCAAGGUCCUCGACGAGGAGGCUGCCGAUGAGGAAAAGGGCGGCCGUGUGGAGCUCGAGGAGAAGAAGUAG